UAUCUCAAUAGGGUGAAUAAGAGUGCUUCUCCGACAUGAUCCCACCGUCACCUAUAGGUGGAUAGAAGUCAACCUUCAACUCACCUGCAGUGACAAAUAUCCAGGAUGAAGCUGCUGCUGGCUGCUGCCGCUCUUCUGGCCGUGGCCAACUGUGCCAUCAUCUCUAUAGAAGACUGGGAGUUCCACACUUGGAUGUUUAAGUUUGGAAAGACCUACAGCUCGCCGUCAGAGGAGGCACACCGCAAGGGGAUCUGGCUUCAAAAUCGCAAGUUGGUGCUGAUGCACAACAUCAUGGCCGAUCAGGGGACCAAGUCCUACCGCCUCGGCAUGACUGUGUUUGCUGACUUGGAAAACCACGAGUACCGACAGCUGAUUUCUCAGGGCUGCCUGGGCUCCUUCAACAGUUCUCUGCCACGACACGGCUCCAUCUUCCUCCGUUCAGUUGCACUUCAUGAACUGCCCCAAACUGUUGACUGGAGGGACAAGGGCUACGUUACCCCUGUCAAAGACCAGAAGCAGUGUGGCUCCUGCUGGGCAUUCAGUGCUGCUGGGUCACUGGAGGGGCAGAACUUCAGGAAGACCGGCACGCUGGUGUCCCUGAGUGAGCAGCAGCUGGUGGACUGCUCCAGAAGCUUUGGUAACAUGGGCUGCAUGGGAGGCCUGAUGGACCAGACCUUUGACUACAUCAAAGCCAACGGAGGGAUCGACACUGAGGACUCCUACCCUUAUGAGGCCAAGGAUGGACCCUGUCGCUUCAACCAUUUAUUCAUUGGAGCCACAUGUACCAGCUACAUGGAUGUGAUUUCAGGUGAUGAAUAUGCUCUGCAGGAGGCCGUGGCCACCGUUGGCCCCGUGUCUGUGGGCAUUGAUGCUUCUCAUGAGUCCUUCCAGCUCUAUGAAUCAGGAGUGUACAAUGAGCCCAUGUGCAGCAGCUCAGUUCUGACUCACGGUGUCCUGGUUGUGGGAUAUGGUUCCUACUACGGAAAUGACUACUGGCUGGUCAAGAACAGCUGGGGUCUACUGUGGGGAGAUAACGGAUACAUCAAGAUGUCAAAAAACAAGAACAAUCAGUGUGGCAUUGCUAGUCUUGCCAGCUAUCCCCUGACCUGAGAAGAUCUAGAACCUUUCUUGAGGAGGAGGAGAACGGCGAUGCAUAAUUUGCUUUAAUUUCAUAAAGAAACUCAUUUAUGAAAUAUCCUUUUGUUGUUGGUUGUACAUUAGUAGUGUACAGACAUAUGCAUUGGAACACGCAUUAAAAAGUGUUUGCCUAAAUGUUAAGAAAUAG
Thalassophryne amazonica is the source of this 1285-nucleotide messenger RNA. Its product is annotated as cathepsin L1-like. Lineage: Eukaryota; Metazoa; Chordata; Actinopteri; Batrachoidiformes; Batrachoididae. Gene Ontology annotation, cellular component: lysosome. Gene Ontology annotation, biological process: immune response. Gene Ontology annotation, molecular function: cysteine-type endopeptidase activity. The record is from RefSeq and is a predicted model, not a curated record. The transcript is spliced from 9 exons. The coding region runs from base 106 to 1110 and encodes 334 amino acids.